Messenger RNA from Aspergillus wentii DTO 134E9, 890 nucleotides. RefSeq lists its product as uncharacterized. The record is from RefSeq and is a predicted model, not a curated record. Bases 194 to 484 code for a protein of 96 amino acids. NCBI's taxonomy places the organism in Eukaryota, Fungi, Ascomycota, Eurotiomycetes, Eurotiales, Aspergillaceae. The transcript has a single exon.
UUUUUUUUUUUUCUAUAUCUACAAUAUAGUACUUUGGCAGUAUAGUCACCACAAAUAUAUUUCAACAAGUCUAGUAAACAGACAACCACAACAUAUUUACUCCGACAUACCAGAUCCCAGAUAAAUCUGAUAUCCAUUAUAUAUAUAACAGCAAGUCGCACAAAUCUAAAUAUCUCUUCUGUAUCACAGCAGAAUGAACGAGUAUAUUUCCUGUACCACCAAAUCCAAUCUCGAAAUACCUCAUAAAUCGCACUCCAUCUACGAUCUACAGCAACACAAACACAAACACCACCACAACAUACCCAGACAAAGUCUCGACUCGACCAAUAAUUCCCAUACCCAAAUGCAAAACCAAAAUUUUCACAACCCACAUUCCAACAGGCACACCUCCUACUGGUACCAUCAACUGGCAGACCACGCACGUACAAUACGACCCAACCCAGCCACCCAGCCCAAGCUGAUUUCUGUCGUAAGUACAAGGUAGUAGAUGAGACGAUGAUCAUCUAGGCCUGAGCGUUAUGUACAUCCACAUUGGACUGCUAACUAACUGUUUAUGUUUACAUACUGCCCAUAGCUCCAAUACCUUACUACCUAGGUAACUAACCUAGCCUGACCUACUAAGCUCAGACCAGGUGGAUAUUUCAUCCGAGUCGUACAAGCGCAUGAUGAAGAAGGAAAGUAGAGGGGAGGGUAAGGGUAAUAAAUCAGAUCCAAUUAAUGACAUCAGAGGAGGUCAGUUCCUACAUAUGUGCAUACGUGCAUAUGUGUAUUGUACAUGCAUGCGCAAGGACGAAUGUGCAUGUCAAGGAGCAGUAGCAGCAUUAGUACCAGUAGUAGUAGUGGUGGUGGGAGUGAGAGUGAGAGUGGGAGUGGGAGUAUGGUAAUAUUCA